Molecule: messenger RNA, 1311 nt
Organism: Telopea speciosissima
Lineage: Eukaryota; Viridiplantae; Streptophyta; Magnoliopsida; Proteales; Proteaceae
Product: poly [ADP-ribose] polymerase 2-like
Exons: 11
Coding region: 1-1311 (436 amino acids)
Molecular function (GO): NAD+ poly-ADP-ribosyltransferase activity
Source: RefSeq, a predicted model, not a curated record
AUGGAUCCUAAUUCCGAAGUUCUUGAAAUCAGCUCUGAUGAAGAUUCUGAUGAUGUGGUAUUUGUGAGCGAGAGACAGAGUUCCAAGCCUGCAGAAAGACCAAAACUGGCCUCUGAGGAUGAAUCCGACGAUGAUUGCAUUAUAUUGGAUGGUGACCCUGAUAACCCAGUUGCCGUUGUAAAUGACCCUUCAUGCUCCCAGGUUUUGAGGCUACAAACUGCUCUUCCCAAAGAAAACAAGUCGUCUACGGUUAGAACGGAUGCUUUAGCGGGGAAAAAGAGACCGAGGGAAUUGGAGAAUGAGGACUCAAAUGGGGCCGAGAAGGUUAAAGCCAUUGAGAAGCUCCGACAAAUGGGUAUUCGCCAAUUACGCGAACAAGCAACCCUUCAAAGGAUUUCAUCAUAUGGGUUGAAGAAGAAACUCUUAGAGAGGCUCUCUGUCGAGUUGGAUAAGGAUUCUCAAUCUCAGAAGACUACUGAAGGAAACAACGCUGAGAAGUUGCCCCUUGGCAAGCUAAGCAAAGCCACAAUUUUGAAGAUUCUUACAAAUGUACCCCUAUCGUUGAGCAUUUUGGGGUUUCGAGCUACAAUUCAGACAUUUGACAUCCAAGAAGAUCCAUUGUAUUCUAAUUAUCAGCGCCUUCAUUGUGAACUUACGCCUCUUGAAGUCGAUUCUGAGGAAUUUUCUAUGAUUGAGAAGUAUAUGCAGAAUACUCAUGCAAAAACACAUUCAAAUUAUACUGUUGAUAUUGUACAAUUAUUUAGGGUUUCCAGAGAAGGCGAAGAGGAACGCUUCAGGAAGUUCUCUACUACCACGAAUAGGAUGCUUUUGUGGCAUGGUUCUCCUCUCACGAAUUGGAUUGGAAUUCUAUCUACAGGAUUACGAAUAGCUACUCUACAAACACCUGUAGCAGGUAAAAUGUUUGGAAGGGGUGUUUAUUUUGCUGAUAUGUUUUCAAAAAGUGCCCACUAUUGCCGUGAAUCAUAUGUUACUAAGGCUGGCGUGCUGCUUUUAUGUGAGGUUGCACUUGGGGAGAUGGAUGAGCUUCGAUGUGCAAAGUAUAAUGCUGAUCAGUUGCCAGCAGGGAAGCUAAGCACAAAAAUAAUAGGAUCAACAGCUCCAGAUUCAUCAAUGUCCAAGACUCUCAAAGAUGGUGUCAUUGUACCCCUAGGAAAGCCAAAGGAACAACCAGGUCCCAAGGGCUUUUUGUAUUACAAUGAGUACAUAGUAUAUAAUGUGGAACAGAUUCGUAUGCGGUAUAUCGUUCAAGUGAACUUCAAUUUUACUAGUAAUAAUUGUGCCAUUUUAUGA